AUUGUUGCACAUCUCUAAUGAAAAUAAGGCGGGAUUUCAUGGAUUUCCUGCUAAAUUAGUUUUCAAAUGCUUGUUAAUGCAUUCAAAUGCUUACAUUUAGUAAAAAAUGCACGUUCCUAUAGUAAGCAACCGAAGGAUAUGAAGUUUUUAAAUGUGGCGGAAAAGAAUGAUGCGGCCAAAACAAUUGCAGGCCUACUUUCAAAUGGCGCUGCGCAGCGGCGCGAAGGCUAUUCGGUGUACAAUAAGGUUUACGAUUUUGAGGCGCCAGUACGCGGCCGUAAUGCCAAAAUGGUUAUGACUUCCGUUUCGGGACAUCUGAUGGAAUUGGAGUUUCUUCAAUCGUAUCGAAAUUGGCGGAAUGUCGAUCCACGCUCACUAUUCGAUGCACCCAUACGUAAGACCGUCAGCGAAAACUUUCUACCCAUUAAACGAACGUUGGAGCGCGAGGUGCGUAGUUGUCAAGGGUUAAUAAUCUGGACGGAUUGCGAUCGCGAGGGCGAAAACAUAGGCUAUGAAAUCAUUGAAGUAUGUCGCGCCAUCAAACCCAAUUUGACCGUUCACCGUGCCAGUUUCUCAGAGAUUACCUCAGUUGCAGUCCGUCGCGCUUUGCAGCAGCUGGGGCUGCCGGACAAACGACAGAGCGAUGCGGUGGAUGUGCGCACCGAGCUUGAUUUGCGAACUGGCGCAGCCAUUACACGUUUCCAAACAAUGCGACUACAGCGUCUAUUCCCUGCCAAUAUUGCAGACAAGCUAAUUUCAUAUGGCAGCUGCCAAAUACCCACACUGGGCUUCGUAGCAGAGCGCUAUAAGGAAAUCGAAGCCUUUGUCUCCGAGCCCUUCUGGAAAAUCAGGGUGCUGCACACCAUUGAGGAUCUCACAGUGGAGUUCAAUUGGGCACGUAAUCGUUUGUUUGACAAAGAGGCAUGCGAGAACUAUUUGCUGCUCUGCUUAGCAGAGCCAGAGCCGAGAGCCACUGUUGAAAGCGUUGUGGUAAAACCGAAGCAUAAGUGGCGACCCACGCCUUUGGAUACUGUGGAAAUGGAAAAGUUGGGCUCACGCAAACUGAAGCUAUCUGCCAAGGAAACGAUGACCAUAGCCGAAAAACUCUAUAGCAAGGGUUUUAUAAGUUACCCACGUACCGAGACUAACCAGUUCUCCAAGGAAUUUGAAUUGACACCCCUUGUGGAACAGCAAACGGGGCACGAGGCGUGGGGUGCAUUCGCACAACGUGUUCUAGAGUGGGGACCAAAUCCAAGGAACGGAAACAAAUCCGAUCAAGCGCAUCCUCCUAUCCACCCCACUAAGCUUGUCUCGAAUCUGCAGGGCAACGAGGCGCGCGUAUAUGAGCUGGUCGUGCGACAUUUUCUCGCAUGCGUCAGCAAGGAUGCAGUAGGCUCGGAGACAAUUGUUAGCAUCGAUAUAGCCGGAGAGAAGUUUAGCGCCAGUGGAUUGGUUAUACACGAAAGGAACUAUUUGGACGUUUAUGUGUAUGAUAAGUGGAGUGCGAAGCAGAUUCAUAACUAUCAGCAGGGUCAGCGGUUUGAGCCGACGGAGAUUAUGCUGCAUGAGGGAGCGACUACAGCGCCUCCGCUGCUUACAGAAGCUGAUUUGAUCGCGUUGAUGGAAAAACACGGAAUCGGCACAGAUGCCACACAUGCUGAGCACAUCAACACGAUAAAGGAGCGCGGCUAUAUAGGCGUGGUAGAGAAAGGAGCUCUAGUGCCAGGUGUUAUUGGCAUGGGCUUGUACGAGGGCUACGAUGCCAUGGAGUUGACUUUGGCGAAGCCGCUGCUGCGCGCUGAAUUCGAAGCUGAUCUGAAACUCAUUUGCCUGGGCGAAAAGGAUCCAAAGCUUGUGCUGCGCGAGCAAAUUGCUAAAUAUAAAACAGCUUACCAGCAGAUUAUGGACAAGAUCACAGCCAUGGAUGACAAAAUAGCGCAAAGGAUUAACGAAACGCCAACGGCCGCCACCGCCAACCUGUCAAGUGGUUUGGUGCACGAGCUCUUCCAGUGCCCUAAAUGCGAGCAGGCACCGCUCGCCUUAAAACCCAAAAAGAAUCAGACAAGCUUUUUCAUUGGUUGCCUUAAUUUCCCGGACUGCAAAAAUGUCAUUUGGUUGCCGGAGGAGUGCAAGGAGUUAACCGUGUUGGAGGAAUGCUGCCCGACUUGUGGCGAUGGCUAUAAAAUGCUCAAAUUUAAGCUAAACACCGCCUACUAUCGUGGUUUGUUCAAUGCUCCCCAUGGAUGGUACAAGAAUUGCUUACGGUGUGAUGAAUUGUUUAGAAGCACCUUCAACAUCAAUUUGGACCAAGUGAAGCGCGUGGGCAGAAUUGUGGGACAGGCGGGAAGCUCAGGACCAGGACCAGGACCAGGACCGGGACCGGGACCAGGACCGGGACCGGGUGGUGGUGGUGGAGGUGGAGGGAAAACUUAUGGUGGGACCACUCCCAGUUUAGGUACACAUCCGGCAAGUGGCAAUUCUUUGGGCUCAGCAAGUAAUGUAGGCUCACAAAAGCCAGCCAAGCCGAAACGGAACACCAAAACUACAGCUAGAGAAAAAAAAGCGAAUGCUGCAGCAGCAACAACAGCAGCAGGUGGCAUAAGAAGCUUCUUCACGCACACCAAUAGUCGGGGCACUGCAAGUCUAGAUGGUUUCUUUGACAGCGACAACGAUGGCUUCGAUGAGCAGCUGCUGGCAGCUGCAGCUGUAGCCGAGUCUGGAUCCGCGGUAGCUCAUCAGCUGGAUGAGGACAUUGCAGCAGCAUUUGCUGCAGAUGAUGAUGCGGACUUUGAGUCGUUGCUGGCGGAAAGCAACAACAGCAACAGCACAAGCAAUAACAGAAUGGCGGCUAACUUGGACGGCAGCCUAACGCAAUGGAUGCGCGAUGCUUACGAGGCCGAGGAGGCUCCCAUGCUAUGGGGCAGGCAGGCACGCGCAGCAGCYGAAGCGCAGCCAACAGUGAAGCGAGCGCGAUUAAAUGAAGCUUGUGCAGCUGAAGCUCAUGCUGCGGUGAUUUGCACUGGCUGCCGUCAGCCUGCUCGCCAGCUUACUGUGCUGCGCGAUGGACCCAACAAGGGCCGGCAUUACUACAAAUGCCCCAAACCUAAUGAGUGCAAAUUCUUUCAGUGGGCCGAGCAGCAGCCAACAGUAGCUGUUCCCGCCACGAGCAUCGGCAAUUGGGGCAAGUUAGCAGAGCAGGAAACCAACAGCUCAUCCAGUUGGGGCACAUCAGCAGUUGACAGGGAAGAAAGGCGCAAUUCCCAAGAGAUUCUCUCAUGGGGUACAAAGGGAACAGCGAAUCGGAAUAACUCUCAAAAUUCCAAUGAUUCAAAUUUGGGCAGUGCUGGAACUCUGGAACAAGGAAGAAGCAGAUCGCCGACAACCUUUAGAUGGGGUACGAAAAGUGCUGCCCAAGCAGCAUCAACAAGUAGCAACAGCAGCUCAAACUGGGGGACAAAUUCAGCUACACAGCAAAGGGCAAGUGGCCAGCUAACUAAUGCGCACAGCACCUCCAGUUGGAGUACAGAAAACAUGGAUUGGAAUCGUGGCAGCAGCAGCAGCCAAGCCAGCUCCACAUUUAAUCGCAAUAACAACAGCUCCCAGAGCUCACACAUCCGGUCUAAUUCCAGCAGCACUGUGACCAUAACUCAACGAAUCGCUAUCGAUGGCAGCACUAAAUGCAAUUGCGAUAAGCCCGCGAGCAGUCUGAUCGUCCGUAAGGAUGGGCCCAAUAAGGGACGACCCUUUUUUGCAUGCGCGAAUCGCGAAAAGUCCUGCGGCUUUUUUCAAUGGGGCGAUUCACAUGAGCAGCCAGCCAGCUCAUCAAAAUCUGGUGCAGGUGUAGCGGCUCCUGCUGGGAAUCGGACACGUCGAUGCGGUCUAUGUCGCGAAGAAGGACACACCCGCCAAAAGUGUCCUCGCAAACAGGAUUUCGACUAUUGAAACAACGGCUUCCUCAUUUCGUAUUAGGUUCGAAUUUUAAACAUUUAUUGGAACGAUCAACAUAUUCUA
Drosophila arizonae is the source of this 4011-nucleotide messenger RNA. RefSeq names its product topoisomerase 3-alpha (gene Top3alpha). Lineage: Eukaryota; Metazoa; Arthropoda; Insecta; Diptera; Drosophilidae. Gene Ontology annotation, cellular component: chromosome; nucleus; RecQ family helicase-topoisomerase III complex. Gene Ontology annotation, biological process: DNA recombination; DNA repair; DNA topological change. The record is from RefSeq and is a predicted model, not a curated record. Gene Ontology annotation, molecular function: zinc ion binding; DNA binding; DNA topoisomerase type I (single strand cut, ATP-independent) activity.